Messenger RNA from Harmonia axyridis, 2325 nucleotides. RefSeq names its product CWF19-like protein 2. Gene Ontology annotation, cellular component: post-mRNA release spliceosomal complex. The record is from RefSeq and is a predicted model, not a curated record. NCBI's taxonomy places the organism in Eukaryota, Metazoa, Arthropoda, Insecta, Coleoptera, Coccinellidae. The transcript has 3 exons. Gene Ontology annotation, biological process: mRNA splicing, via spliceosome. The coding region runs from base 535 to 2148 and encodes 537 amino acids.
UUUUUGAAGGGAGUGGAAGUAGUGACAAAAAUAACAUGUGGAAGUAGAGAAUAAACUAAAAAAGGGAAAACUGCUACUUCGUUGAGAUGAGCCAAUACAGAAAGAAAUUAAGAGUUAUUCAAAAAACUUUUUGAUCAUAGGACAAGAAUCUUCAAUCUCUGAAAUAACUAUAUGCACAUCCAGAUGAUCAAAGAAAAAAAAUUGGAAAUGCUCAGUAAUUAUUGAAAAGAAAAGGAAAUCUGGCAAGCUAUUCCGAAUUCAAUACACCUAUUGACCAUGAAGUGAAAAAAGUGAUAAAGCUGAAAUGCCACCCCUCACAAAACAGUGGCGCCUUGCCGUUUCACCCCUAGCGCUGGCAUUGCGCUAUCUGAGCAUUUCAAAGAUAGAAGGGGAAGAAAUGCCUAAUGUUCUGUGAUCUUAUCUUCUGCAACUUAACCUAAUAAUUAAAGAACAAUCAAAACAAAAAAGAAUGCCGUAAAUAUCAAAUAAUUAACUAUUUCCAAUAAUUGUAUCCAUUUAUUUUGACUAUUCAAAAUGGGUAAAGAUAAGAAGAGAAAACACAAAAAGAAAAGUAAAAGGCAAAGGUAUUCUUCAGAUGAGAGUUCCAGUGAAACUGAAUGGGUGGAAAAAUCAGUACCUGCAAAAGAAAAAGAAAUAUUGGAAUCGACAACUCCACCCAGAUCUAAGCAAACAGAUUUAGAACAAAGAGAAUGGUUGAACAUUGAUACAGUUUUUGCAACUACUUCUACAGCUGAUAGAAAAAUAUCCCGGGAAAUAGAUAAACAGAAGAAAAAAUUAGAAGACUUAUAUAAUCCUAGCAGUAGUUCUAGAGAAUUAAAUCCUUAUUGGAGAGAUGGUGGGACAGGUUUACCUACAUUUAAAAAACCUUCGAAUGAUCUGGACUAUGAUACAAGCCAGAAAAAAGAACAAAAACAAUUUAACUGGAAAGCUUCUAAACCUGAUAUUGAUGAAAGUCAAAUAAACAAAAAAAAUGAUAGAAAGGAAAUUUCUUCAUCCUUAGAUCCUAAUGCUAUUGCCGCUAAACUUGUGAAGGCUGAAAUAAUGGGGAAUACAAAACUUGUAGAAGAAUUGAAACUUAAAUUAGAAGAAGCAAAACAAGUAAAAAUCAUUGAAAGUGAAAGUAACUCUGAUAUUUUACUCACCCAAACAAAUUCAAAAGGAUUUUCAAGACCUUUGACGGGAUCAGAUGAUGAGUGUGAAUUCAAAAAAAAGAAAAGAAAGGUAGAAACUCAUUCGAAAAAUGAAAGAACUAAAUAUUAUGCUGAUGAUGAUAGAUAUUCAUUGAAGCAAAUGUUUGAAGCUGAAAAAUAUAACUCUGUUGAUAGCUCCAAUAAAGAGUUCGCUAAAAUGGCUAGUAGUAUUAAGAAGAAUGAUAAUUUAGAGGAUAUAUUUACCGAUAAGAUAAGACACCAUGUAGCUUCAAAAGAUGUUAAUAAAGCUAUCAGUGAACAGCAAAGAAUUAUUAAAUCUGUAGAUAACUGUACAAAAUGCUUACAAUCAGAACAUAUGCUCAAAUAUCUUAUCGUAGAUUAUGAAGAAAACUGUUAUUUAUCAUUGCCAAGUCAUGAACCUUUAACUGAAGGACACUGUUUACUGAGUCCAGUCAGACAUGUUUCUUGUUCUGUUCAAUUAGACGAAAAUGAAUGGAAUGAAUUCAAUGUAUUUAGAAGGAAAUUGAUUCAGUUAUUUGAGAAACAAGAUAAAAGUCUUGUAUUUUUUGAAAUAUUCAAAUCAGUAAAUAGAUGCCCGCAUAUGGUAUUGGAAUGCAUACCGAUUCCAAAAAAAAAAAAAGAGUUAGCUAAAAUAUAUUUUCGAAAAGCUAUUGAGGAAUCCGAAUAUGAAUGGUCACAUAAUAAGAAAUUAAUUUCUUUGAAUGAUAGAGAUGUAACAAAGGCUAUUCCUAAAGGUUUACCUUAUUUUUUUGUCAGCUUUGGAAUGAAUGAAGGAUUUGCCCAUAUUAUCGAGGAUCAAAAUAUGUUUCCUUACAAUUUUGCUCAGGAAGUCAUUGGUGGCAUGUUGAAUAUUGAUCAUAGUAAAUGGAGGAAACCAAAAAGAGAGAAUUUGGAUUCACAAAACUCACGUGUGUCAAAUUUUAAAAAGUGGUGGAAAAAUUUAUCAAACAAUUAAGUUUUUAUUUUUGGAAGAAAAGCAGAAGAAGUAUAAAUGAUCUGGAAUAUAAUUUUUAUUGCUGUCAUCAUUGGAACUGACUUGAUGUGAAAUUAAAUGGUGAAAGUUUGUUUCACUAUGAUACAGUGUUGAACAUAAUAAUAGUUAUUAUUAUUGAUUAUAUCCUCUGUGAAACAA